This is a messenger RNA of Onychostoma macrolepis, 2266 nucleotides long. Its product is annotated as protein yippee-like 5. The record is from RefSeq and is a predicted model, not a curated record. NCBI's taxonomy places the organism in Eukaryota, Metazoa, Chordata, Actinopteri, Cypriniformes, Cyprinidae. The transcript has 3 exons. Bases 166 to 531 code for a protein of 121 amino acids.
AUGACACGUGCACCAGCACGCACGGCGUCAUCGCGUACGUCACCGCGCCGGAUGUUGAUAUAAAGUCUGGAGGAAGAGCAGGAAGAAAACACAGCAGCGCAAGCUCGAGCUGGACGGAAAUAAACAAACACUCGAUCCGAAGCGGCUGGUGUGUUUGUGUGGAUCAUGGGCCGGAUCUUCUUGGAUCACAUCGGCGGGACGCGCCUGUUCUCCUGCGCCAACUGCGACACCAUCCUGACCAACCGCUCCGAGCUGAUCUCCACGCGCUUCACCGGCGCCACCGGACGCGCAUUCCUCUUCAACAAGGUGGUGAACCUGCAGUACAGCGAGGUGCAGGACCGCGUGAUGCUGACCGGCAGACACAUGGUGCGAGACGUCAGCUGCAAGAACUGCAACAGCAAGCUGGGCUGGAUCUACGAGUUCGCCACCGAGGACAGCCAGCGCUAUAAAGAGGGCCGCGUGAUCCUGGAGCGAGCGCUAGUGCGCGAGAGCGAGGGCUUCGAGGAGCACGUCCCUUCAGACGCGUCCUGAGGACCAGCGCUCUCCGUGACUCUCAGAUGUUUGUUAGGCCAAACCCUGAUUUCAACUCUAUAGAUUCACCAAUAAACAUGCACAGCAGCUCGAGAGCUUCAGAUGCACAGUCUCUUCUGUAAUUGGCUAAAACAAACGCGGCUCGUAAUGACCAGACCAUCUGCUCACGAAGGGAUGGCCGUUCAGAUUAUUUGACAGAAAGGCAUGUGUUCAUGGCUUCUUUUCCCGUGUUUCACACAUCUUUCCUCUGUAAGUAUGGAGUUCUGUUUGUGCCAAAAGUGUAGACUGUUUUGUCCAUGUCUGCUUGUUCUUUUUUGUUCAUAAUUUAGACGUUUGUGCUCUCAUUCUGUACGGAUAUCCAUAUUAACAAACAGAAUUUGCUCAAUGAUAAGUUUCUCACCAUUUUUUUUUUAUCUCUGAAUAUUAUGACAAUAUCGGUGAUGACUAUUAUCGAAGCCUGUUACCGCCACUGAAUACAAUUUUUUUUAAAAAGGUUAUUGCGACUUUUUAUCUCACAAUUAUGACUCUUUAACUUGCAAUUGUCAGUUUGUAUCACGCAAUUAUGAGAAAAGAAGUCAGAAUUGUGAGCGAAAUAUAUAUAUUUUUUUAAUUCAAUAGCGGAAACGGGCUUCCAUAUGACUAUAGAUCGAUUAAUGCAAAAAAAUAAUGAAUGCAUCUGGAAGUUUGAGAGAACUCUUAUUGGGAAAAUCUAAUUCUGUUUGUUUAUCUGGAUAUUUGUAAAAUACUACAGAAUGUAAAGCAUAGCUCUGAACUGAAGAAAUGGCAUGAAACAACGGCACUAACAGCAGACGGAGAGAUGUCAUGUACGAUCCAGACGAGACUUUUGGCACAAAUGUAACUCCAUACAUACAUGCAUAAGAUCUCUUGUGCUAGUAUUAGUGUUGUUGGGAUAACAUCUCCUCCUUCACCGGGAAACCAGGGUCAAUGAAAGCAGAUCACUACUGAAAUGAUGUAGAUUUCUCCACAAAUUCUCUGUUUGUUUCCUUAAAAGCUGAGGACAAUUGUGAAGUGUUAUCAUCCUUUAAUAACUCAUCUAUUUCUGCAUCUGUGGUUUCUCUACACUCAUGUGACCAAACAGGUUCAGGAUUUCAGACCGAAGAGAUCUGAAGGUUUUUCUGGUUGAGCAGGCUUUUAGCAGAAGUUUAGAAAGAGCUGCAUUCACUCAAUCUGCGAUCUGUAGUCAAAGGCAUGAGUAAAAACAUCCAGCCGCUUCAAACACAAUCACACGACUGUGCCGUUGUAUUUCUACACUGUUUGAAACUACCUUGCUUUGUUCUGUUGGAGAGGAGCGUGGCAGUGAUUUUAUUCAGAUUCUCGUGAUCGUUUGUGAUUUAAGACUUUCUCUGAAUCUCCUCAGUUCUGCUGAAUUCAAGCUCAGCGUGUUGAACUUUAUUGUACUGUGUUUGUUUGCUUCUGAUGUCGAAGUACCCGCUUCUCUAUCUGUCCUUUGAUUAAAGCCGCUUCUGUUCAUUAUUGUAUUCCAAAGCUCAGUUGUGUAUUUAGCAUGAGGUUCAUUGUGUUAUAUUUGAUGUCUGACUUGAAGAAUAAAUCAUUUCCUAAAGUGGAAUGUUUCUACCUUCCCAGUAUUUCAAGAAAUCAGUAACACUUUACCAUAAGGUUCCAUUUGUUAACAGUAGAACUAAGAUUAAAAAACACUUCAGAAGUAUUCAUUCAUUUUAAUGUUCAUUUCUGUGCAUUUACUAAUACCUGAUUA